AUGCAGUUCGCCGCCAUCUUCGCCACUGCCUUCGCGCUCGUCGCCUCUGCCACCGCUGCCACCCCAUCGUACCCCAUCAACAACGGUACCACCCCAGCACCAGCCGGCACUGCUGUCGCCAGUGGCACUGGCGCUCCAUCAUCGUCAAGCUCUUCGGCCAGCUUCCAGCCAGGCGAGAACGCUGCCAGCACCCUCUCCACCGGCGCCUUGGGUCUCCUCGUCGUUGGCGGUAUCGCCAUGGCUCUCUAA
Messenger RNA from Zasmidium cellare ATCC 36951, 249 nucleotides. RefSeq lists its product as uncharacterized. The transcript is spliced from 2 exons. Bases 1 to 249 code for a protein of 82 amino acids. Lineage: Eukaryota; Fungi; Ascomycota; Dothideomycetes; Mycosphaerellales; Mycosphaerellaceae. The record is from RefSeq and is a predicted model, not a curated record.